CAUAAAAAACACGUAGCUGUCAGGCCCUUUAGCCGACUACGGCGCGUCGCCAUAAAAAAUAUAUUCGCGCGAUUCUCCGUCAUUUCCCGCGUUUUCUCAUGUCAGCCCUGCCCGAGCUAGUCUACGUCUGGCUGUCGCUCAGUGUACAUGUCACACUCGGUGAAUUAUCUGCCGCGCGAUUUGUGGAUUAUAAAUUUGUGACAGUGUUUCAGUGUGUGUAAAGUGUAUGUGAUUUUAAUAUUUUAAUAGCGGAAACGAGCUUGUAUCGAGCUAUUGAGUCGUGAAGAUUUAUGAUAUUCGGAGAUACGAAUGAUAACUUAAGCGAAGUGUAAGAAUGAAGAGGCUAUAGAAAACAAUGUGUACUACACUUGUUGAAACAAAAACCGAAAGAGUGAAAAAGAAAAGGUUGACCGAAUGAGAGAGCAACAAUGGUGCCAAUAGACAAUAUCUAUGGUGUUGAGGUCACCGUGAAAGUGAAGUGGGAAAGAUAAAGGCUAGGCCUUAUGGAUCAAGUAAACGUGACAGUGAACGCAACAAACAACGCGACAGGCGUCAAAGAUGAAGAAUGGACGGACUCGGUGGCAUUCAAGAUACGGACCGCCAUACUGCUGCUGAUUGUCAUCAUGGCUGUGCUUGGCAACAUGCUGGUCAUCGUCAGUGUUAUGAGGCACAGAAAACUGCGCGUAAUCACCAACUAUUUCGUCGUAUCGCUGGCAUUCGCUGACAUCCUGGUAGCGAUGGUCGUGAUGCCGUUCAACUUCAGCGUGCAAUUCUACAACGAAUGGAUCUUCGGCACUGUCAUUUGUGAUCUGUGGAAUUCAUCAGAUGUCUACUUCACGUCUACAUCUAUAUUGCAUCUGUGCUGCAUUUCGGUGGAUAGAUAUUACGCUAUCGUAAAACCUUUGAAGUAUCCCAUCAAGAUGACUAAAAAGAUGGCGUUUGUUAUGUUAGCUGCAACGUGGUUGAGUCCUAUAACAAUAUCAUAUGCUCCUAUCUUUAUGGGCUGGUACACCACUAGUGAAUACAUCAGAACAAGAGUGCAAAACCAAUGCGAGUUUAAAGUUAACAAGCCAUACGCAGUUAUAUCAAGCUCCAUUUCUUUCUGGAUUCCUUGUACUAUCAUGAUAUUCACCUACUUGGCGAUAUUCAAAGAAGCAAACCGCCAAGAAAAAGCUUUACAUGCACGGGCAGGCAAUGCAAUGUUAAUGCAUCGACAUUCUAGGGAAGUUGGUGAUAAGAAUGGCGCACUCCACAUCAAUGCCACCACUCCAACCAAAGAUAAAAAUAUCCUUAAAAUGAAAAGGGAGCAUAAAGCAGCCAGGACAUUGGGCAUCAUCAUGGGAGCUUUUAUCCUAUGCUGGCUGCCUUUCUUCCUAUUUUACUUGUCCACCUCGUUAUGUGAUACUUGUGAAUAUCCAGAAGUAUUAACUGUAAUCAUGUUUUGGACUGGUUACUUCAACUCUGCGUUGAAUCCCAUCAUCUACGCGUAUUUCAAUAGGGAUUUUCGAAAUGCAUUUAAGAAUACCUUAGCUUGUGCGUUCUGUAGUUUCUGUCGUCGUAAUUCGAUGGACUCUAGUGCGCUGGAGAGGCUGGACAGGCGUAGUUCGACUCAACUAAGAGUGCCAGUCUCCUCGAGAAGACAAUCGGAUCUAGCAUCCCUUUGAGUGUCGCCAAAUUUUGAAAUGACUACCGUUUGACGGGCCUAGUGAAUCAACGAAUAUUACUGUACUUAGUGAAAAUUUUAGUGAAAUACAAGUUCCUUUGUUUAAAGAUAAUUUAUUUUGUGGUAGAUAAGUUGUUAGAUGUAAGUGUGAGUUGGUUUUAGUUUCAUGUAAAUAAGUAAUAAAUGUUAGUAACGGCGAUUGCCAAAUUGAGAUUUGUAUUGUUAGUAAUAGAAAUUUUAUAGCUGUAAUUUAAUAUAGAAAAGAAUAUAAGCAAUAAGUAGCUAAAAUCUAGUUACCGUAAUAGGAGUAAUUACUGUUGAAAGACUUGAAAUUUUCCGUUAAUUAGGCGAUUGUGUACAGAACGUUCGAGACAAAACUAAUUAAAAAGAUUUAGGCAGAAUAUACUUGCGAUUUUAAUAUGAAUAUUUUUAGUUAGUUAAAAAUACAAAUCAGAAAAUUGUUAUGUGUAUGAUAUAAUAUGAUUUUUAGAGUUACAGAGAAUAUAAAUCAAAAGGUUAAAAAGAAAGUAACAUUUUUAUUUCUAUUCAUCUCGCAUUGGUUGGUUUGCAUUGGUUCAUAGUAGAAUGAAUCCUUUAUUUCUCAAUGUUAGCGGAAUGUUUUGUUCGACAAGUUGUAAAACAUUGAACAAGCUAGUCUUUAGAAAUGCUUUGUAAAUAUUUAUAAUGUAAAUAUUUUAAGAAAAAGAUUUUUAUUCGUGGUCAAUCUUUCUUUACAAUAUAUUUAUUAACGUACUAUAAAUCUAACACCAAUGUAAUUCUAGUGAUACGAUCGAAGCUGGGUUUUUUUUAAUGUAUGUGUUUUCUUCUAAUGUUUUCUUCCGAAAUUGUCAUUAUCCUAACAAAACCAACAAUAUACACAGCACCAAUAUAAAUCAUCUGUAAAUGAAUGUUCGUUAAUAGUUUGUUGCUUAAAUAAGACAGGUUAAUAAAACAUGUCGCACGUAUUUCGAUUCGAUUCUAAGGGAGUUGACCAUGAAUAAAAAACUUAUAAUUUAAUUAAGGAAGAUACUAUAAUGGGGACAAAUAACGCUUCAAUAGAAAAGGUUUUAAAUAAUUGAUGUGCUAAUAAGUAUUGUCAUUUAUUAAUGCGUUCAUUUAAAUAAAAUACUGUUUUCACCUACUAAAAUGCAUCAUUUGGUAGACGUAUACCUAGGCAUUGUUGGUGUGAAAAGUAUUUUAUAUAAAUGACCUUAUAACUAACAAUUCAUUAGAUUGAUGUUUGGUGUCGUGUCAAGUAAUUAUUAUUCUUGCUAACAAUUUUUAUCGAUAGUGAACUUAAUAUUGAAGCCUUGAUAUAGUAUUUAGUUUUAAUUUGACUUUUCACGCAUUCUCUUAAGCUAAAUCGUCAACAGUAUA
Pieris napi is the source of this 3040-nucleotide messenger RNA. It is a transcript of the gene OAR2, whose product is annotated as octopamine receptor beta-2R. Lineage: Eukaryota; Metazoa; Arthropoda; Insecta; Lepidoptera; Pieridae. The transcript is spliced from 7 exons. The record is from RefSeq and is a predicted model, not a curated record. Gene Ontology annotation, cellular component: membrane. Gene Ontology annotation, biological process: adenylate cyclase-activating adrenergic receptor signaling pathway. Gene Ontology annotation, molecular function: octopamine receptor activity. The coding region runs from base 504 to 1664 and encodes 386 amino acids.